AGCCUGGUUGGCAGCUGCAGCGCAGAGUCCAGCCGCGGGUGCGCGGAGAGCUUCUUGGUCUCCUGAGCGGUUCGGCCCAGCCUUUCGCCCAGGCGCCCAGGCUUGGUGCGCGCGUGCGUGAGCGCGCCUGCGCCGCCGGGGCAGCUGCAAGAGGAGGAGAGCCCAGCCUCAGGAGGAUCCCUUUUCCUCCAGGAAUUAAUCAAUGCUGAAACCUUUCAAAGUGAUAUUAGAGACGUUGGAAGCGCCAUGGAUGGGUUUUAUGAUCAGCAAGUCCCUUUUAUGGUCCCAGGGAAAUCUCGGUCUGAAGAAUGUAGAGGGCGGCCUGUGAUUGACAGAAAGAGGAAGUUUUUGGACACAGAUCUGGCUCAUGAUUCUGAAGAGUUGUUUCAGGAUCUCAGUCAACUUCAAGAGGCUUGGUUAGCUGAAGCACAAGUUCCUGAUGAUGAACAAUUUGUCCCAGAUUUUCAGUCUGAUAACUUGGUGCUUCAUGCCCCACCUCCGACCAAGAUCAAACGGGAGCUGCACAGCCCCUCCUCUGAGCUGUCCUCCUGUAGUCACGAGCAGGCUCUUGGUGCUAACUAUGGAGAAAAGUGCCUCUACAACUAUUGUGCCUAUGAUAGGAAGCCUCCCUCUGGGUUCAAGCCAUUAACCCCUCCUUCCACCCCUCUGUCACCCACCCAUCCAAAUUCCCUGUUUCCCCCACCUCAGGCAACUCUCCCCACCUCAACCCCUGCAGCUGGCCCAGUACAAGGUGUGGGCCCCACCCCCCAUUCACUUCCAGAGCCUGGACCACAGCAGCAAACAUUUGCGGUCCCCCGACCACCACAUCAGCCCCUGCAGAUGCCAAAGAUGAUGCCUGAAAACCAGUAUCCAUCAGAACAGAGAUUUCAGAGACAACUGUCUGAACCCUGCCACCCCUUCCCUCCUCAGCCAGGAGUUCCCGGAGAUAAUCGCCCCAGUUACCACCGGCAAAUGUCAGAACCCGUUGCCCCUGCAGCUCCCCCACCCCCUCAGGGAUUCAAACAAGAAUACCAUGACCCACUCUAUGACCAUGGGCUCCCAGGCCUACCAGGUCCCCCUGCACAUGGGUUCCAGUCACCAAUGGGCAUCAAGCAGGAGCCCCGGGAUUAUUGCGUUGACUCAGAAGUGCCUAACUGCCAGUCAUCCUACAUGAGAGGGGGUUAUUUCUCCAGCAGCCAUGAAGGUUUUUCAUAUGAAAAAGAUCCCCGGUUGUACUUUGAUGACACUUGCGUUGUGCCUGAGAGACUGGAAGGCAAAGUCAAACAGGAGCCCACCAUGUAUCGGGAGGGGCCCCCUUACCAGAGGCGAGGUUCACUUCAGCUGUGGCAGUUCCUGGUCACCCUUCUUGAUGACCCGGCCAAUGCCCAUUUCAUCGCCUGGACCGGCCGAGGCAUGGAGUUCAAGCUGAUAGAACCAGAGGAGGUUGCUCGGCGUUGGGGCAUCCAGAAGAACCGGCCAGCCAUGAACUAUGACAAGCUGAGCCGUUCUCUGCGCUAUUACUACGAAAAGGGCAUCAUGCAGAAGGUGGCUGGGGAACGAUAUGUCUACAAAUUUGUCUGUGACCCAGAUGCCCUUUUCUCCAUGGCUUUCCCGGACAAUCAGCGUCCAUUUCUGAAGGCGGAGUCUGAGUGCCACCUCAAUGAGGACGACACUCUGCCCCUGACCCACUUCGAAGACAACCCUGCUUACCUCCUAGACAUGGAUCGCUGCAGCAGCCUCCCCUAUGCUGAAGGCUUCGCAUACUAAGUUUCUGAGCGGCUGAGUGGCCAAACCCUAGAGCUAACAGUUCCCAUUCAGGCAAAUGAGGGCAGUGGUUGGUUUGUGUUUUUGGCUGUUCCUAACGCUUGCCCUUCAAGUAUUAUCCAGAGAACCUAAGCUGUCUCUGGAUUGGCACCCUUAAAGACAGACCCGUUGGCUGGGGAGUGGGAACAGGGAGGGGCAGAAAACCACCAAAAGGCUGGUGCCUCAACUCUUGACUCUGAUGAGGUUUCUGGGAAGAGAUCAAAAUGGAGCCUCCUUAACCAUGGACAAUAUAUGCAAAGCAAUACCUUGUUCAGGUUAGUACCCCCAAAAUGGGACAGAGUGUGUGACAAUCUGCAUUGAUCACGGACUACUAAAUGCCUUUACACAGAAGGGCUCUGAUUUGCACAAUUUAUUGAAAAAGAAGUCACAAACCCAUAGAAAAGUAGGGUAGGCUAAGCUGGGGGUGCUCAGACCAAUAAGGGUUAAAAAUAGAUCUAGAAAUUUGGAGAGCUCGUCCAACUAAAUCUGAAAUGUCUCUCCUUGGUCUGGCAAAAAGGGGGGCAGUCAGAACAGCUGUUACCCACUCCAUGGUUCUCAAAUCAUAAACCAUUGCUAUCCUUGGGAACCUUCUGGCCAUGUGGCCACCAAGUAGAGCAAGCCCCUUUCUCUUCCUCAUCACAUGGCUGUGUGUGGAUGGCUUUCAUUUCAGGAGAAGGGCGAUUAACACUUUCGACAGUAUUUUGUUUUGCCUUGAUUCGGGGGAUUGUUUUGUUUUGGUGGUUGUUUUAGAAAAACAGUUUAUAAACUGAUUUUUGUAGUUUUGGUAUUUAAAG
Molecule: messenger RNA, 2597 nt
Organism: Nycticebus coucang (slow loris)
Lineage: Eukaryota; Metazoa; Chordata; Mammalia; Primates; Lorisidae
Gene: ETV5
Product: ETS variant transcription factor 5
Exons: 13
Coding region: 247-1767 (506 amino acids)
Biological process (GO): cell differentiation; regulation of transcription by RNA polymerase II
Cellular component (GO): nucleus
Molecular function (GO): sequence-specific DNA binding; DNA-binding transcription factor activity, RNA polymerase II-specific
Source: RefSeq, a predicted model, not a curated record